Molecule: messenger RNA, 192 nt
Organism: Haemonchus placei
Lineage: Eukaryota; Metazoa; Nematoda; Chromadorea; Rhabditida; Trichostrongylidae
Source: the annotation of a GenBank genome assembly
AUGAUUACGGUAAUAUAUUCAACGUAAAAGGUGGAUAUUGGUGUGUUUGAACUGUGGUCAGUGAUGCGAACAUUGGUUAGUGGAGAAAAACUCCAGAAAAGGCAAGGAAAGUGGCGUACUGACAAAGAACAAGCUCUGGGUGAUCAACACCAAUUUCCUCUCCUCGAAGGAACCCAAGGAGCCAACUUCUGA